GUGGCCACGGUGUCUUCAAAUACUGGUCUAGUAAAGUAUGGUUUGGUUUUAGCGACGAGAUCGCUAUCAGAAACCGAGUUAAGUUGAAUCAUAAUGGGAUCAAAGUGUUCUGGCAUCCAAAUGCUUCUGAAGAAGUUAUCUCUGAUGAUAAAGUUGUGUUAAUGGAUCGAUCAUUAAUGCCUGGUGAUGUAGUACGAAAAGUUAGUGAAGGCAAGCCAAGUCAAUUUGGAUAUUGUGAAAAUAUUGAUAAAUAUGCCACAGUGAAAAUACUUAAUACCAACAAAAUAAUUGAAAAUAUCAAUUCCCGAAACUUAACUCGCACAGAUCCCUUCUUAGAUAAUUCCUUGGUUUUUUAUGAAUCAUGGGUUGGUGGAGUUUAUAAGGUAAAACGUAAAGUUACAUUUGUUUCACAAGAUGGAUCCAUUUUUACAUUAGAGGAUCCACAUAGAGGAGACAUCAAGAGUCUAUGUACAAGUGAUGUAUUUUCCAUUGGUGAAAAUGCAUUUUAUCACGGGCAAAAAUUUAAAAUACGACUAAAUUCCUUAAAAAAAGCAAAAUUUUUAACGAUCAGUAACCUAAUGAAAUGUUUAUGGCACAAUUAUAAGAAGAAUUUCAGCUAUAAAUUUGGGCCCAAGUGGGUCAAAGUUUAUGUUCAAGAUGUUAUUGUAUCAUCAGUUGAAGUUAAAUGGUACUACCAAUUUGGAACAAGCGAAACACAGCCUCCUGAAGAAUAUGAGAGAUUAUUUACUGGUGAUGAUUUGAAAAAACUAAAAACUUUUGAUAUAUUUAAGUUGCUUUCAACUAAAGUGGGAAACAAACAUUGGUAUACAAUUAAAGAUAACAAUAAUUUGAUGACAAUGAAACAGUGGCGAUCUAAAUGUACAGAAGCUUUUAAUAUUGGAUCAGGUCCAAUACACAUUAAGACUAAUAAAGAUAAGCAAAACAACAAGCUUGGUACCAAUAAACGUUCAAAGAUUUCACACCCUAUUGAGUUGGAUGCUAUAAAUAAAGAUGACUUAUUAUUAAGUACACAGAAUGGAUCUGGUAGAAACGCUUCAGCUGUCCAAAGACAAAUAAAUGAAAGAAUAUUAAAUAAAAAAUAUGAAUUUGCAAAUUGUGAAUCUAAACCAUCUACAAGCAGAACCGGCAAUUGUUGUGUAUAUACAUUCAAAUCAAUCAGACUAAAGAGGAACCGUAUGCGGAAAUUAUUUAUUAAAAAAAGUAAACAAUUCAAUAAACCUAAAAUAAAAACCAAACCAAAUUCCAAAGUAGUAGUUGAGGUUUGCUACACAAAAUCUGUGGUAGAUGUUAUAUGGCAGGAUGGUACUAAAGAAACUGGAGUUUCUUCCACUGAUCUCUACCCAGUAAAUAUUCUUGAUCAUCAAGAGCUUUUUCCUGGCAAUUUUGUUAUUGAAAAAAGUUCUGCAUCUGACGUUUAUGGUGUUGUAGAAUCUGUGGACCGUGCAGAACGCACUGCUCAUAUACAAUGGUUUAAAGUUUGUCCUGAAAAUCCAUCAUUGCCAAAUCCUAUUGAAAAGACGUAUUUUAGUCUAUAUGACUUACAUGAUCAUCCGUAUUUCCAUUUUAAAUCUGGUUUUAUCGUUCUGCAUACUGAUGAUGAUACAUACCCAGAUUUAAAUUCCUUAACUUUUGGACAUGUACUAAGUACAGGGCCUGAUGGCAAGAUCUCAGUGAUAUCGGUUGAUGGUGAAAAAACCAAAUAUUGGCCAGAAGAAUUAUAUCCUGUUGAAAUAAAUGAUAAUGGCCUUUCAAGUUUUCAGAAUGUAGAAUAUGACUUAUCUGGUUACAUAUCUACAACCAGUCCUGGAUCAUCUAAUGAUCAAGUAUACAAUGAGUGGAAUUAUACAAGCUUAUUUGUCCAAUUACUACAGCAAUCUGCUACGAGUAUGAAAUUAUUUCUAGAUGCUGUUCAACAAAAUUGUGACAUGGAUAAAGUUCUUAAAUUAAACAAUGCUUUGGAACAAUAUAGGUCAGGAUUUAACAUUAGUUCGUUUAUGCCAACUUCAGAAUUUAAAGGAAAAGAAAAAGAAAUAGAAACAUGGUACAAGGAUCUCAUGGAUAAUAUCUCAAAAUUAAUAAACAAAAUAAUCUCAAGAAUAGAGAGAGAAGAAGGAGAAUUAGUUGAAGAACAAGAACUGUCAUUUGAGAUUUUAAUUAAAGACAGUGUAACUAAAUUAAAACAGUUAGUAUAUGAUUUCAUAAAGAAAGUUCAUCUUGUUUUCAAUGAAUUAUAUGGUUCUAAGUAUGGAAUAAUAAGAUAUUCUGAUACAAAAGAUGAAAGCGAUGACUUUAGUCCAGAAAAAAUGGAUGUAACAGAGCCAGAAUCUGUACUUCCAGUAAUUGAACCACAUCCUGCUGAAUGUCGUCUUAUUACAUUGGAUACAGAACCAGUAGAUGAAGUAACCAAACAAGAAUAUAAGGAAAGUAUAACCAAACCCGAAGAAGCUGGAGUUUUUGAUAUGGUAGAAACACUUAUGGAUAAUUCACACAUGUACAUCAAUUUUAAAGAUGAUUUAAAUCCAUCAUUACUAAAAGUUAUUGCCAAAGACAUCCAAAUACUUCAACAAAGUUUACCGGCAGGAAUUUGGGUGAAAACAUUUGAAAAUCGUAUGGAUUUGUUUUCUAUAAUGAUUAGAGGACCAGAAAAAACUCCAUAUGCUGGUGGUUUGUUUCUGUUUGAUGUCAAAAUUCCACCCACAUAUCCAAUUCAACCUCCACUCUGUCAUUAUUAUAGUUAUUGUGCGGACCGGUUGAAUCCAAAUCUAUAUGAAGAUGGAAAAGUAUGCCUUAGUCUUUUGGGUACUUGGGCUGGUCAUGGUGUUGAAUUAUGGUCACCUAAUGAUUCAAAUUUAUUACAGCUUCUAGUAUCAAUACAAGGACUGAUAUUGGUGAGUGAACCAUAUUAUAAUGAACCUGGAUUUGAUAACCAGCGAGGUCAAAAGCUUGCAAAAGAAAACUCUCGUGUUUACAACGAAAUGGCUCUGAUCAAAGUAGCGCAGUCAAUGACAAAUAUGUUAAAAAUGAAUAAUUCAGACUAUAAAACUGCAGGGUAUUUUAAAGAAGAAAUACUGGAACACGUAAAAACACAUGGUCCAAAGUUAAUCAGUACAAUUGAAAAUUGGAUUAAAAUGUCUGAAAAAGAAUUAACUGAAGAUGAAAAACUUGUUCCUGGAUAUCCAUUAUUGCCACUUUCCAAGGGAUUUUGCCUAUCAAUCAUCAAAGCACUAAAAGAUUACAAAGAAGUAUUGAUUUCCAUGAAUAUCAUAAUAAAAUAAUCAUAAAUAACUCUUAACUGUUUUAUCCUGUUCAAAGAAAACAUAUGCAAACAUACAUUCUUUAUGUUCAACUUAUCUAGCUUUCAACGUAUUUAAGUGUAAUUUAUUAAGUUAUAUUAUCUGUUAUUCACCAACUACUUGUGUAACUGGAAAAAUUAAUAUACAUUUGUAAACGAUGAAUAAAUUACAAAACAAAUUUAAUUGAAAAUGUAACUCAAAUUUCAGCAAGAACCCAAUAAAUAUUAUAUAUAAUUUCUGCAUUUAUUCUGUUUUUUUCUGGUAAUUUAUCUUCACCCUCACUUUCA
This is a messenger RNA of Acyrthosiphon pisum (pea aphid), 3601 nucleotides long. Its product is annotated as (E3-independent) E2 ubiquitin-conjugating enzyme UBE2O-like. Gene Ontology annotation, molecular function: ubiquitin conjugating enzyme activity. The transcript is spliced from 21 exons. The coding region runs from base 162 to 3296 and encodes 1044 amino acids. NCBI's taxonomy places the organism in Eukaryota, Metazoa, Arthropoda, Insecta, Hemiptera, Aphididae. The record is from RefSeq and is a predicted model, not a curated record.